AUGAAUGAUGAUAAUUAUUAUGAAAACAAAACUCGAAACACUUGUUUCUGAGAAACGAUAGUUGCGUGAUAUAAAUUUUUUGAAUUUUCCGUAGAUUAAUAUAUUAAAUUAUUCACGAUGGCUUGGAUCAGUAAUUCAGAUAUUGGAAAUGCUAUGGAUGAAUGGGACGAUCCGGAAACGUCAAUGAAUAGAGAGGUAUUGCAUAUGUUCGAUGAAAUGCGCAGAAGGAUGGCAUCCCUCGAAAAUCAAGUGAAAAGCCUGGAAAAUGAGAUAACCAAUAUGAAGUGCGAAAAGAAUCAAGCGUCUACUGAAAAUAACGAAGAGAACACGAAAAAGGAAAAUAAUAUAGAUGAUUGUCAGGCUGAAAAGAAGAAACAAGAUGAUGAUGACGAUAUAACAACAUUACUUGAUAUCCUGACGAAUAAACGUCACUUUGUUGAAUGUGUGGUCAAAGUGAUUCUUAUGUACGGUGCUGCCCAAAUUUUCAUUCUUACUGGUUUCUUUUUCUUCGAUAGAACCGAAUUUGAUGAUUAUAUCAUGAAGAUCCAACAAAUUCUGCAUUAUGUGUUAUCUUUUGUUAAGAACUGCUAGGUUUAUAUCAUAAAUGAUUUCUUAAUAUUUUCGCGAAUUGUGGCUAAUGAAGUUACUUAAAUGUGUAAUUUUUAAUUCUGUUUUAAAAUUAAGUUUCAAUUCCUUAGUUUUACUGAGCAGGUGUGUGUUUAAUUCGUCGGUAUUAAAUUAUUUGUAUCUAGGUAUCAAUAUUGUUUAUUUGUUCUAUUUUUUCAUAAUACUUUGGUAAUAUUUUCAAUUUGAAUUCUAUUUUUAGUAUAAAAAUUGUGUUCUAAACUUUCCUAAACUUGGUUUCAAUAUAAAAAUGGUCUAUUAAAAGUAUACUAUCUUUUGA
Molecule: messenger RNA, 904 nt
Organism: Planococcus citri (citrus mealybug)
Lineage: Eukaryota; Metazoa; Arthropoda; Insecta; Hemiptera; Pseudococcidae
Exons: 3
Coding region: 118-591 (157 amino acids)
Source: RefSeq, a predicted model, not a curated record